Messenger RNA from Octopus bimaculoides (California two-spot octopus), 2825 nucleotides. RefSeq names its product DNA topoisomerase 3-alpha. Gene Ontology annotation, biological process: DNA recombination; DNA topological change; DNA repair. Gene Ontology annotation, molecular function: DNA binding; DNA topoisomerase type I (single strand cut, ATP-independent) activity; zinc ion binding. Gene Ontology annotation, cellular component: RecQ family helicase-topoisomerase III complex; nucleus; chromosome. The record is from RefSeq and is a predicted model, not a curated record. NCBI's taxonomy places the organism in Eukaryota, Metazoa, Mollusca, Cephalopoda, Octopoda, Octopodidae.
UAGCUUUGCGUAAAUUGCCAAAAUGGCGCCAAACGUGUCGACAAAUUUUAACCUUUGGAAUUAAACACGAAAAUACAAAAUAAACUUUUUAAAAUGAUGACUCGAAGAAAAUGGUAAAUCUAUCUACCAGAUUACUUAACGCAGUUUCAACAAUGACAAGAAUAUUAAAUGUCGCUGAAAAGAACGAUGCAGCUAAAUCAUUGGCAGAAGUUUUAUCGAGAGGCAACUUUCGACGGAGAGACGGACGUUCUGUGUACAAUAAGAUUUAUGAGUUUGAGUACAAUCUUUUCAACAAGAAUUGCAUAAUGAGCAUGACCUCUGUGUCAGGUCAUCUUUUGGGCAUGGAAUUUAUUGGUUUGUAUAAAAAAUGGACUAUGUGUAACCCUGUCAGUUUAUUUGAGGCUACCAUUCAGAAGUACUGUCCUCCAGAUUUUCUUAAUAUAAAGAAAACCCUGGAAGAAGAGGUACGUAAAUCUCAGAUAUUGAUUAUCUGGACUGAUUGUGAUCGAGAAGGUGAAAACAUAGGCUUUGAAAUUAUUCAAGUCUGCCAGGCAGUGAAACCUAAUAUAAGCAUUUACCGGGCAAAGUUUUCAGAAAUAACUCCACAAGCUGUGAAUCGUGCCUGCCAAAAUCUUGUUGCUCCUGAUGAAAAUGUUUCUAGAGCUGUUGAUGCUAGAAUGGAGCUUGACCUUCGAAUUGGUGCGGCCUUCACUCGUUUUCAGACACUACGACUUCAGAAAGUUUUCCCUGAAGUCCUUGCUGAACACCUUAUUAGCUAUGGCAGCUGUCAGUUCCCUACCCUGGGCUUUGUUGUCGAACGCUACAAGCAGGUCGAAGCCUUCAUUGCUGAACCAUUCUGGAAGUUAAAAGUAACUCACAAAAUUGAUGACGUUGUUGCAGAAUUCACUUGGCAAAGAAAACAUCUGUUUGACUAUUUGGUAUGUUUGGUUUUUUAUGAACAUUGUCUUGAGUCUCCAACUGCUGUUGUUUGUGAUGUGAAAAGUCGACAGAAGAGUAAAUGGCGUCCUCAGCCUUUAGACACAGUGGAACUUGAGAAACUUGCUUCAAGGAAACUAAAAAUUGGUGCUAAGGAAACAAUGAGGAUUGCUGAAAAAUUAUAUACUCAGGGUAUCAUCAGCUACCCAAGGACAGAAACAAAUAUGUUUACCAAAGAAAUUGAUCUACAUGCUUUGAUUAGAAAGCAAACUGGAGAUCCAGCUUGGGGUGCUUUUGCAUCUCGUGUCUUGGAGGAUGGUCCAAAUCCCAGGAAUGGCCACAAGUCAGAUCAAGCUCAUCCCCCAAUACACCCCAUUAAAUAUUGUAACUCGUUACAGUUUUCUGCCAAUGGUUUGAUGAUUCUUGCCAAGAACUACCUGGAAGUCUACCCUUAUGAUAAAUGGUCGGAUAAGGAAAUUUCAAUUUACGAAGUUGGUCAAAGUUUUCUACCCACUUCCCUGGAGAUGUUGUCAGGUAAAACCUCACCACCCUCUUUACUCUCAGAAGCUGAUCUUAUUUCUCUGAUGGAAAAACAUGGCAUUGGUACCGAUGCCACUCAUGCGGAACACAUUGAAACCAUCAAAAGUAGAAACUAUGUUGGAGUGAGAGGUGACGGCAGGUUUGUUCCAGGACAUUUAGGAAUGGGACUUGUGGAAGGUUACGAUGCAAUGGGUUUUGCCAUGUCCAAACCAAACCUACGAGCAGAACUGGAAGCAGACUUAAAGAAGGUCUGUGGAGGUCAGAAAACUAAAGAAGAUGUGUUGCAGUCACAGAUAAGGAAAUAUAAAGAAGUAUUUAUUAAAGCAGUUGAACAGGCACGAAAGAUUGAUGAAGCUCUUGGUAACUAUUUGGGAGAAUCUGUGCCAUACACAGAAUCCACUACCAGUGAGAACAUGGCUACUGUUGAGUCAGUGAAACGCUGCCCCAAAUGUAACCAAGACAUGCUGCUGCGACAGAGGAAAGAAGGCAAAGGUUACUAUCUUGGCUGCAUUGGUUUCCCAGAGUGCCGAAAUGCUAUUUGGUUUCCUGAUUUUGUUCUCAAAGUUGAAGUUGAAGGAACCAUUUGUCCACAAUGUCAACCCGGUCCGGUCCAUUUGUUACGGUUCAAAUUCCGACCAGGCUAUGUACCACCCAUGAUACCAACAGAGUACGUUGGUUGUAUUGGAGGCUGUGAUACUUUUCUGAUGGAAGCUUUAGACAUUUAUUCAUCCCAAAACCGACAAACAACGUCAUCUUCACUCAACACUAGAACCUCUUCAACAUACGGUGACAGUGGCUACGGCAGUGAAGGGUCCAACAAUUCCUCCUCCAACAACCGAAAUUCAUUUCAGCCACAAAGAGCAAACAGGAAUGCAACUAGUGGCAGCUGGAGUUCAAGGGGAACUGAACCCCAGUUGAAGAAGCCUGGCGUGAUGAAUGCACAGUCUCGACCUAGAACGACCUUGAUUAAUAGAAAUGGGGACCAGUCUGAUGCCACGACUAUUGUUUGUGGCUGUAAUGUAGAUGCUAUUUUAUUGACCGUACGCAAAGAGGGACCUAAUACAGGUCGACAGUUUUAUAAAUGUAACAGCAGCACCUGUGAUUUCUUCCUGUGGGCUGAUCAAAGCUCAAGUUCCACCACUUCAAGCAGGUUAACAGUUCAGAAAGAAGGUCCAAACAAAGGCAGGCAAUUCUUUGCCUGUCCUCAAAGCAGAGGCACUGGUUGUAACUUCUUCCAGUGGGGUGAUAAUUCAAACUCAUCAGGUAUAUCAUUAUGUAACUUCUUAACCGAUGUCAUCAUCAUAUUCACAAAACUGCCUUUUUGUUUUCUGUAAAAGCAUUGCAGUGAU